AUGCCCCCCAAGCGCCAAGGAAACAGAAGCAAGAAAGGCCCAGUAUCCAAGGGUCCCGAUUUGAAGAAAGAAUAUGAAGAUGCCAGUCGUGCGUCUAUUCCGGUAGACUGGGCAAUACCCAAGGCGAAGCGGAAAAAUGCUUUUGAUCGAAAGUACUUGGAUGAUUACGCUCAGCCUUUGUACGAGAGAGAACCGGACGAGCUACGACCAAUGCAAGCAGGCUUGCCCGAGGCUCAAAUACGCACGCCAAUUUAUCAGAAAGAUGGCAAGGACAUGGUUGCAGGAGAUGCAAAUCAAUCCAGUGCAGCAUUGCGCGACCUUUACAAUGAGAUCAAGAGGCUAAGUGCCAAGGAGCCAGACGGACUUCAUGAUAUUGCUGCACUUACUGGGCAAUUUGAAGAGGGAGACGAGAAUGCUGCCGUGGUCCUAUCAAGAGCAGAGAAUCAAGAAGUAUUUGUCUUGGACACAGAACGACGUCUGCAAGUAACCGUCAAUGAUCAAACUGCUCACGUCGAUCUCAUCCGACGGGUACCAACAGGCGUGGGGAACCAGAGGCUAGGCCAUUUUAUCGAAGUCCCCCUGGGGACAUCGAUCACCGUCAAUGGUAUCACAUACACCAAUCAGGGUAGUUCCUCGCCUACACCCUUUUUCAUCGGUCCUCUUGAAGACUUUGCCGUUAUUGAACUGCUUUCACAGCCGCUAUUCUUUUUCCGACAUGAAGGCAGCUUGAAAUAUAAGGCGACGACUAGAAAAGCCGCCCAAGACGAGAUGGAGCGUCGCGAUAGAAACGGAGAUGUUGCCAGAGAUGACGUGAUAAUCAGGUGGCUUCCAAUUGGGUCACCAGAGGUGACCUCACAAGAAGUUGGGAAUGAGGCAGAGACUACGGAAUCCAUGUCUGAACUGUUCCAAGCUCUCGCGAAUGAACAAAUACAGCAUGAGUUUGCGGAAGUUGAGGCAGUUGAAGAAGUCGAGGAAGACGAAUAUUCCGACGCAUUCACAGAGGACGGUCGGCGAAUUGAGAAUCCACACAGCUAUUUUAAAACACGUCUCAACCAACAUUUGGAAGAUAAAGUAGCUUCUCUCAUCCCCAGAGUGAUCGCUUCCAUCAACCACCGACAGCCAGAAAAUGCUGGGUUCAGUUUCAUCCAUGAAAGUACCGUCUUCCGACCAGACAGAACAUUACUCACUGCCCUCACCCAACAGUCUGGUCGCAAUCUCCUACUCGUAGCCCAGGUUCAACAGCCAGAAAAAAGAAUCAGAGUUAGAGUCCUCUAUCCGCUGUUCUGGCGUAGUUCAGGGAGCCAUCUCAGUAAGAUCAAUCAAAAUUUGCGACGUUGGAUUUUGGCGUCUGGAUCGAGCGAGCAAAUGACGGAGAACCUACUCAUGGAUACCGAAUGGGUGCCCUGUGCGCAGACCACUACCCAAGAAGCUUCUUCAACAUAUACAAUUUUGAAUGCGUGGGCCUUAGCUAUGGGUUUAGAGCCCAAUCCAGAAUUUACGCCAACUCGCCAUGGUGACGAAGCCUUCUUCAUUCAAGCAGAGGGGAUGUUCCAUCUUGCUUUAGAGAACGCCUUGACUUGGAAACUGCUUCUUUCGUUUUUACAUUGCACUGAAUUUGUGAAGCCAGCUGUUACGAGGGAGACUGAUGAUGACGAAGAUGCUGACCUGCCAGCUCAGGAUCGCCGUUUUGAUCUGCGAAAACGCCCUUUUGACACUCUGAUUGCUAAUCAGACAAAAGCCGACGAGACUUUCCCAGCAAAGGAAAUAGAGACGAAGCAGACUCCCGUGCAGCUCGAAGAUGGCAUUCUUCACAGCGAAACAAACCGUUCAGAUUCGCUCUCUAACAAACAACUGAAUGAGCUGUUACCCCUUGUGCGUGAAGGAAGAUGGAGACUGCAAGAUAUUGCAAAGCGGCCAGAACAAUACUACUACGAGGACACAGAAACAUCUGAAGAGUCUUUCGAGACUCCCUUGCCGGUGAAAGAUUCACCUGUCCAGCCUCUUCAAUUGGAUACCUUUCCCGUACCAGCUGAGUUCAGUCUCUGCGAAUAUCUCCGUGAAGAGCUGAACAAGCUAGCCAAUGGUAAUCAGAUCAAUCAGAAUGAUCAACUAGAAGCACUUACAACAAAGACACCCCCGUUAACCAAGAACGAGAUCCGAGAGAGCAUAGCAUCCGUUAUCCGAGCCGUCAACCAACGCCACCCCCCAGGCGCAGGCUUCACCACCGAAUCCUCCAAAACCGAGCUCGAAUCGUCCAUCACCAAAAACGGAGACUUAAUCUCAGUAUACAUGCUAGAGGCAACCGAAACGCACAACCUCUGCAUCCUGACACAGAACUCCGGACCCAACAAGAAUACCGACACCGUCAUCGACUCCGCACCCUGGCUAACAAGCAAAGCCACCAGAGCCAAGAUAUUUAGUCAUCUCGGCUCCCAGGAACCCAUCACAGGGCUUCUUAAGUGGGUGUUUGCACCGCAACAGGCACACGAGCAUCAUGACGGAUAUCAUGUUGUGCUUAACGCAUGGAGUAUCUUGUUGAAUUUGCCUUUGAACGGCGGGGGCUUCGUUUCAAGCCCAGAAUUCAUCCGCGAUGCACGUCACGUCAUUCAGGCUGCGCUGCGGGGCGAGGCGAACUGGCUACUUAUCUGGGCUUUGCUGCGCUGUCAUGAGUACGUAGCUUCGACGGAGGCACCGGGGCUAGGCAGGAGAUUUGCUAGGACGAUACCGGAGAGUGAGCAAGAAGCGUAUGAGGCGUUUAUGCGAACGAAAAAGGGGGAAUUUGUCAGGGAGCGUGUGAAUGUGUGUGAGCUAUUUUUAGCUGGAUCAAUCCAAAACCACGACGAUUCAUUCCUUUGGGAUCGUCUCGAUACGGAGGAUCGAAACACAAGGAUUCCCGAAUUACAGCGCAACGGGCUUUUCGACAGCACUUUGUCUCGCGACGAGAUCCGAAGUCGAUAUGCCACACUGAGUAAACAUAUCAGCCCGUGCGAGUCCCUGCGAGAUACCCUGAGUCAGCUGCUAGCGAAUGAGGAGAUACAGAAGGAGUUGGAAGAAUUUCGAAGCAACGACAUAAUAACGACAGAGAAGGGAGAGUGGCUAGACGAUUCUGAAAGCGCACUCGCUAUAAGCGCCGUCACCAUGGCCAUCAACCAGAUGCAGAGUAUCGAAGAAGGAUUCAGCAUCGUUCAAAGUCAAUUCGUGCAGUUAUGCCAGGCUUGCGGAGGGGCUGACAUGGAAAACUGUAUGCUCGACGCUCUUCGUCCUGGGCGGCCACUGCUUGCUCCAAUCUCGUUCAAGAGCCAUAUUGUUCUUCUCCUUGCCCAAUUAGACGAGCAAGGCCGACCAACAAUUUCCUUUGUGGAUUCUUUGUUCUGUCAUUACGAUGCAGAAGAUCGUGAGAAAUUGUUCAAUAUUGGCUGGCAGGUUCUCCGUGGCUCCUCUUGGUGGCGGGGUGUCUUCGCGGAUAAAAAUGCCUUUGAGAAGGUGAAACCAAAGUCCGCGACGUGGGUAGAGACAGCUCGCCAGCCGAGCUCGAACGAAUGCGGAUACUUUACGAUCCUGAAUGCAUGGGGUCUGGCUAUGGGAUUGGAGCUCAAUCAAGAUGUUCGACUGCGAUGGACUGAUUCGUUCUUCCAAGAGCUGCAAGACAUGGUGCAUCUUGUGCGUCUCGGACACGCCAAUUGGAAACUCAUGUUUGAUUUCCUGCAGUGUCACGACAUUGUUCGAGAUGGUAUUGUACCGGGGAACAGGCGAUUUUCUAGGACUCAUUCGACACGGGCCGAGCCAAAAUUUGAUGAUAAUCUGGCAAACCUCCUGGCCACGGAAAAGUUGCACUGGGCUAGACAAAAAUAUCAGACAGAAGCGUUGGAACGCAUCCGAAAUGCGAACCGCAUUCCAAACAUGACUGGGAGACCACAUAACGGGAAGAAAGCGUUCCCUUCCGACGGAUGGAUUGAUGUCACAAAGAAAUAUGAAUACGUGCCACGACUGCAGCGUUUCGGUCUCCUCAACAUUGAUCAUAGGGAGAGGGAAAUGGAGGCAGCCUUUAGAAAUCUGUCGAAGACCCGAGUAGAAAGCUGCCUAAAGAAAUUACCACCAGCAAACUCGCAGUCUAUUACAUCCAACCAAGAAGCCCUUCUACAAGUAAUCCGCGACGAGAUCAAGUUGCAGUACGAAGGCAUGGACUCAGACAUCCAAAGGGAGCCCCACGAAUGGAUCGAAGAUACCCUUGAUUUUUAUGACCAAAUUCGAAAGACCGCCAAGCUGCAGCAGAUGCUGAGCAACAAGGGUAUUGUGAAACCGAAUGACUGGCAACGUCUUAUGGAGGACUCCGAUUUGAACCUCGCCAUGGCAUCUGUUCUGGAAGCCAUUGACAACCUACAGUCGGGUCUGCACGCAGCGUCGGGAUCGCAACACCCCUUUGCCAGUGGUUUUGCUUUGACAACCAGCAACGCCCUCCAGAUGGCACUGCACGGGAUCGAAAGCGUCCCCUUCUCGCGCCCGCGAAGGACCUGGCUCAUCCCACUAGUCGCGACCAAAAACGGAUUACUAGAGCAACUCGAAGUCUGGGCUAAGACGAACGGCAAGAAGUAUAAAAGCCCCACUGGUCGUGCAGGCGGUCACGCAUUCCUCGUCGUCGUCCAAGAAGCAAUCAACCACGACCCCGAAAACCCAGCCGAGACGCGUUUCGAAACCCACAUUUUCGACAGCUGUCUCCGCAUCUUCGACGAUGUUCGAGAUUUCUUCAGCGUGCGCGUGGAAAAUGCCGCUGCGUCACUGAAGUGGUCGACGCAACGCAACGAAUUCGGUGCUGUGCAAUUCGACACUGGAGCGUUCAUUCACGAGAACCUUCCUCAGCAGAUGGCAGGGGGUUUCCAGUGCGGUCACCACGUAUUGAUCAACGCCUGGAUCAUCGCCAUGGGCCUUCACUUCGACCCCGAAGCGCAAUACACCACCGAGAUCUACAAACAGCUCUACACGCUUGCUCAAGCCGCUACGGCUGGUAUUCUCGACUGGCGAACCCUGGCCGCGUGGUUCUUCUGUCACAAGCUCACCGUCGAGCGCACUUUUGAUGCCGUACCCGAGAAUCGCCGGUUCGGAUGUACCGUCGUGCAACGCGAUGAGCGUACGCUAGAGGGUAGGAUUACAGAGCAGUAUGCAGUCCAAGAUGCGGCGCUCGAGAUGUUCAGCCUGGCGCAGGUGCCGUAUGAUUAUUCGAAUAACUUUCAUACUGAGAAUAGUGGAGAGGAUAGCGAUAGUUCGAAUAGUUUGUUUGGGUUGAAGAGGCGCGUUGAUGAUGCUGAAGGGGAUUUUCUGGAGAAGCGCAGGGGAAUCAAGAGGAAGUGGACGAGGGGCCUGAGGUUCUUGGAUCGGUAUGGUGAGGGCGAUGGUGAACAGAAUGCAGGAGGCCAGGCUGGGAAGAAGCGCCGGUUGCUUGGUCAUUUGACUCCGCUGGAUGUUCAGGAUUAG
Messenger RNA from Bipolaris maydis ATCC 48331, 5469 nucleotides. RefSeq lists its product as uncharacterized. The record is from RefSeq and is a predicted model, not a curated record. Lineage: Eukaryota; Fungi; Ascomycota; Dothideomycetes; Pleosporales; Pleosporaceae.